This is a messenger RNA of Rattus norvegicus (Norway rat), 1740 nucleotides long. RefSeq names its product phosphoribosyl pyrophosphate synthetase 1-like 3 (gene Prps1l3). Bases 387 to 1343 code for a protein of 318 amino acids. The record is from RefSeq and is marked provisional. The transcript has 2 exons. Lineage: Eukaryota; Metazoa; Chordata; Mammalia; Rodentia; Muridae. Gene Ontology annotation, biological process: nucleotide biosynthetic process; purine nucleobase metabolic process; nervous system development. Gene Ontology annotation, molecular function: AMP binding; identical protein binding; ADP binding. Gene Ontology annotation, cellular component: cytosol.
CGUGCGUGCAGCACGUUUCCUCUCGCCCACCCCGCCCUUUUUGGUCACUCAGAGGCGCGCAGCGGGCGCACGGCGAUUGGCUCCCUCGGUGGCGGCGCCACAGGACCCGCGAACUGCGUGAGCGGAGUGGGCCCUUAAGGAUCCCGUGGCUCCACAGAUUUUGUAGAUGGCGGAGUAGCAAAGCGGUACUGUUGGUGUUCAGGCUCCCUGCUGACUUCUGUUCCAGUGUUGGUGGCUGCAGCAGCAGCAACAGCAGCAGCAGCGACAGCAGCAGCAGGAGCAGCGGAGGCAGCUGGAGCAGCAGCGGAGGCAGCUGGAGCAGCAGCAGCAGCAGAGGCAGUGGUGGUGACUACUGAGCACUGAGCACGUUUGGUUAGUUGCCCAAGAUGCCAAAUAUCAAAAUCUUCAGUGGGAGCUCCCACCAGGACUUAUCCCAGAAAAUAGCUGACCGCCUAGGCCUGGAGCUGGGCAAGGUGGUGACUAAGAAAUUCAGCAAUCAGGAGACCUGUGUGGAAAUUGGGGAAAGUGUUCGUGGAGAGGAUGUCUACAUUGUUCAGAGUGGGUGUGGUGAGAUAAAUGACAAUCUAAUGGAGCUUUUGAUCAUGAUUAAUGCUUGCAAGAUUGCUUCAGCCAGCCGGGUUACUGCGGUCAUCCCAUGCUUCCCUUAUGCCCGGCAGGAUAAGAAGGAUAAAAGCCGGGCUCCCAUCUCAGCAAAGCUUGUUGCAAAUAUGCUAUCUGUAGCAGGUGCUGAUCAUAUUAUCACCAUGGAUCUACAUGCAUCUCAGAUUCAGGGUUUCUUUGAUAUCCCAGUGGACAAUUUAUAUGCAGAGCCAGCUGUCCUAAAGUGGAUACGGGAGAACAUAUCUGAGUGGAAAAACUGUACUAUUGUCUCACCUGACGCUGGUGGAGCCAAGAGAGUGACCUCCAUUGCAGACCGACUGAAUGUGGAUUUUGCUUUGAUUCACAAGGAACGGAAGAAGGCCAAUGAAGUGGACCGCAUGGUUCUGGUAGGAGAUGUGAAGGAUCGUGUGGCUAUACUUGUGGAUGACAUGGCUGACACUUGUGGUACAAUCUGUCAUGCUGCUGACAAACUUCUCUCAGCUGGAGCUACCAGAGUUUAUGCUAUCUUGACGCACGGAAUCUUUUCUGGCCCAGCCAUUUCUCGCAUCAACAAUGCAUGCUUCGAAGCAGUAGUAGUUACCAAUACCAUACCUCAGGAGGAUAAGAUGAAACACUGCUCCAAAAUCCAGGUGAUUGACAUCUCUAUGAUCCUUGCAGAAGCCAUCAGGAGAACCCACAACGGAGAAUCUGUCUCCUACCUGUUCAGCCAUGUUCCUCUAUAAUAUAAUAACUUCUGAAACAUUUUGAAAAUAAAAUCACCCCCACCCCUUGUUUUUCUUAGUAUUGAGUUCAGCAGAAGACCCACCUUGCUUUAGCAUAGUUUUUUACACCCCAUAUUAGCUACAUUAGCAUUUAUCCUACAUUGGAGAUAGGCGGAUUGCUAUUGACUGCUAGUAUGCUCUACCUGCAUUGUUGUAUCCUGGCUUUUUUUUUUACUUUGUGAGCCUUGAAGCUUUAAGUUAAGCUCAGCUGUGUAGACUGUUAAGAGAAUAUUCCAGGGGUUGGGGAUUUAGCUCAGUGGUAGAGCGCUUGCCUAGGAAGCGCAAGGCCCUGGGUUCGGUCCCCAGCUCCAAAAAAAAAGAACCCCCCCCCCCCAAAAAAAAAAAAAAAAAAAAAAAA